Messenger RNA from Caretta caretta (loggerhead turtle), 6006 nucleotides. The record is from RefSeq and is a predicted model, not a curated record. NCBI's taxonomy places the organism in Eukaryota, Metazoa, Chordata, Testudines, Cheloniidae.
AAUUCAAUAGGGACCAAACCACCAAUAGGGUUCUAAAAUGACUGUAAGAUCUGUAGAAUUGAAUAGAGACGGAGAUCUCUUCAAUAGCUUUUUGGAUAGUUCAAAACACCUAUAUAAAGGUUCUCAUGUAUUUCAGUCUAUAGGCCAGUUUUAUCUGCCUGUAAAAGAGGGAUAAUACCUACUACAUUGAGGGGUUAUAGUCUUAAUUGAUAUUUAUAGUGCAGUUUGAGAUCUUCAACUGAAAGGUGCAAGAGAAGCAUAAAAUACUUGGGUUGUGGAAAGAUGCCAAAAGGAAAAUAAAUUUGUCCUAAAAGGGAAUUGGGGACACUGGUUUACUGUACAUCUGACAUAUGGGGUUGAGCCUACAGCAUUCUAAGUGUGCAACAAUGAAUGUGUCUGCUGAAGAAGCAGGAGUGUGCUUGGGGCAGCAGGGCAUGGAAUUGCUGGGUGCACAUGAAAUAAACUAAUGAAUCAAGUUUGGCAACCUAGAGGCAUUACGAGGGGCUGAGUCAGGGUUUGGACCCUGAGGUCCCCUGGCAGGCCAAGAGGACCUGAGUGUGCUGUGAACAGAAGGCAGAACCUGCCCAUCUUCUUUAUAUGGAGGGGGCACCUUGGGUCAUUCCUGAGCAAUCUCCUUAAACUCCAGGAGAGGACCAUUGUUUAGCCCCAGAAGGAGCCAUAAGCACCCCACCACUGAUGGAAGGACAGAUACUAUGCUUGUCUCUGUGGACACGAGGAGCUUGUAUCCUAUCUUCUAGCCAGCGGUGCAAAAUGUGAAGCAAACACUUUUGAUGGGGAGCGUUGUUUGUACGGGGCUUUGAGUGAUGCCAUCCGACGUGUGUUGAAGGAAUACAAGCAGAUCACAGCGAAGUGCAUGAAGAGAGAUUAUUACGAUGUCUUCUUGCAGCGGCUUCUGGAACAGGGUUACCAAAGCGACAUUGUCUUCAUUGUCCAUGGGAAAUCCUUCUGUGCCCACCGCUGCAUCCUUAGUGCCCGCAGCGUAUACUUUGCAGAAAUGUUUGAGACCAAGUGGAAAGGGAAGAACAUGAUCGCAUUAAAGCACCCACUGAUCAACCCAGCGGCCUUUGGCUCCCUCCUGCAGUAUCUUUACACAGGUCGUCUAGACAUUGAUGUAGAAUAUGUGAAUGAUUGCAAGAGACUAGCCAAGCAGUGUCGGCUUCAGGAUCUCAUAGAGGAUUUGGAGAUCAAGUGUAAAAAGGUCUAUGAAUUUGUCUCUUCCAAGCCAGGGACCUGUGUGAAAGUGCUGACGAUUGAGCCCCCAGGUAACUGUCGGCUGCAGGAGGAUCUGGCUCUACUAGCAGACUGCGCCCUGCCGGCUGAACUGCGGGUGGGUUUUGGGGAGUUGCCAUUUGACAGCACUGACAACUUUAGCAGCUGUCCUGAUGUGUGUUUUCGAGUGGCAGAUUACAACUUUUUAUGCCAUAAGGCAUUUUUCUGUGGCCGCAGUGAUUACUUCAAAGCCCUUCUUGAGGAUCAUUUCAGUGAGAGCGAGGAGCUGCAGACUCAGCCCACCAUCCCUGUGGUGACCCUUCAUAACAUCUCAGAAGACAUCUUCAUCAGGGUCCUCUACUACAUCUACAGCGAUGACACUGAGCUGUCCCCAGAGAAUGCUUAUGACGUGCUGUGUGUAGCAGACAUGUACCUGUUGCCGGGGCUCAAACGCUUGUGCGGGAGAACCUUGGCUCAGAUACUUGAUGAGGACAAUGUUGUCAACAUCUGGAGGAUUGCAAAGCUGUUCCAGCUGACGCGACUGGAGGACCAGUGCACGGAGUACAUGGCAAAGAUCAUUGAGAAGCUGGUGGAGCUGGAGGAGUUUGCGGCUGCGGUGAAGGAGAAUGCUGAGGCGGUGGAGGAACGGCAGGAGACCGAUUCCAUCCCCCUGGUGGAUGACAUCCGCUUCCACAUCACCAGCAAUGUGCAGACUUACAGUGCCAUCGAGGAGGCCAACCAGAAACUAGAGGCACUGGAAAACCUCCUGGCCAGUAUAGGGCUCGAGUGCUGAAGUCUGUAAAUCCUGCUGUUGGAUGCAGAGAGCAGCCGGUGUGACCUCCAGUGGGUUGCCUCUGAGUGCAAGAACAUAUGAGUCUUAGUCAAAUGACUUUUUUUUUCUUUUUUUCUCUCCUCCUACCCACCACCUUCCCCCCCUCCCCCCCCCCCGGCAUGGUUUCCUUUUAAUUCAUUCAUGGCUGGACACUCACGUUUUUGUUUUUUUCCUUCCGUUAAUAGGAUCCCAAAGUGCAGACCAGUUUGAUAGUUACUGCUUGUACAAUAUAGCACUGAGAGGGAACUGCCAACCACAUGACUAAUGGAGCUCUAUUAAUGGACUCCAUGACAUCUGGCCCCAGGAGCUGCCCCACCCUCUUAGCCAGCAAUGCAUUUCUGAAAUUGGUUCAAACCAGGGUUCUUGUGUAGUGAUCAAGGGAACAAAAAUGGAUUAUGCUGAGUGUUAAGGAAUCUGUUAGAAUUAAACUGGCUGGUCUUUUGCUGUCAGGAUUAUGGGGAGUUAGCGGAGAGGAUGGCAUGUUAAUGGUGCACAGGAAUUUAGCCUUAGAGAGGCGCUAUCUGACUUCACCUGCUCUUCCUGUUUCUCAGUCACAAACUACUGGGAUCCUUCAAGCAUUGGCACUUGGAUUUACACCCUCCGUGUAGUAUGGAAGUUUAGGUUUUAAAUCCAUAUUCUGACAGAUUGUGACAGUGUAUCCUUGAUCAGGGGGACAUGGCUAAAUUGAAUGAUUUCUUUUCUGGAUACUUUGUUUAAUGCAUGUCCCAAAUAUAAACCUGUAGAAAUACAUUCGAGAGCAGCAGGAGAGAGACCCAGUCUGCUAAAGAGCCAGUGACUUUUCAAAGGCACUGAUGCAGAGGUACUGCCCUUGUCUCGCUCGAACAGGGGAGCAGCUCCUGUCCUCUGAGUUGCCACAUAUUCUUUUUUUGGCCUGUUGUGUAAGGAUGAAGGAGAGACUUAUCAAAGUUUAAGGGUGGGUUACAAAGAAAAGGGAGCUUUACAAGGCCUGUCGCAGUUCAUCUGUCCUAAUCUUUCGUCUUCUGACUUUACUCCGGCUUAAAAACCUUGAGUUCCUUGUUCUUCAAGAAGCUAAUUGUUCAUCCUUGCAAAUGUGUUUGGGGAUUCUUCCUCUGCCAUAGAUAUCAUUAUCUUUAGAAAUCUGGUCUCCCUUGGCUUUUAGAGAGGGAUGGUGCUGGUCUUUCCCUCUUUUCUCAACAUCAGUCAGCAGUUGCACUAAGUACAUCUCAUCAUAUGGACUAGUUCUCCGAGCCCUGUUUCCAUGCCGUUACAGCCCUUCCCUGUUACAACCCAUCCUGUCUCACUAGAUGUCCCUCUUUAGUGUUGCCCUGUUUCUAGAUACCCUCGGAGGUGGAAGUGUAGCAAGAGUUUUACUUGUCGCUCUGUUUUGUGUGACAGCAUGGCUGGAAGUUGCAAUUUUACAGGAUGUUAGGGUCAUGAAAUGACUUCAGGUUGGAUUCAGUGGUCCUGUGUGCUGAUACUGGGUGAUACUCCAAAGAGACAUUAUUGCCAGAGUACAGGCAAUUACAUCCUCUCUUUGUUAACUUGUGAGUGAGGUCAGGCUAUUUUCUUGGUGUUGGCUAGAGAGAGGAAGGGGAUCUACGGUCACAAAAUCUUGCGUGCACCCAGAUUUUGUUCUUCAUAAAUCUCCUGUCUCUUGUCACAAGGAUACACUAUGGAUGCUAGACUUUCUAGAGUUGUCAUCAGAGUCCCAAGGAUUCACUGUCAGGUUUUCCCAGAGAGCAAAGCAUGGAGACUUAACUGCUCUUACCCUUUAGACAGUCAUAGGAAGCACGUGGCUUAAUGGUGGGAGACAGAGGAAGUAUCAUAAUGUUGGAAAUUUAAUGCUGCCAAGGACUUUGAGUGGAUUCUUUCUGCCUGGGAGGGAGAAAAUUGGGCUGUAUUAGUUGCAUGAGGAAUCCUAUCAAAAUGUUGGUGCUGCUGUCACUGGUGGAUGUUGCUGUUUACAGUAACUGCAUGAUGUAGGGGUUUCAAACCACACCCUAGUGACUUGUGCUAUUGUGUGUUGCCCCUGUGCAUUGUUCAUGCAGAUAGGUGAUCUGGGUCCCCAACAGCUCCUCUGACCAUGCUUUUGGUAGCGUUUUUUCAACAUAACCAAGGGAAGGGAUUUAAGUUCCCCUGUAUGGCAAGGACUGUGUUAUGUGGGCUUUAUGUUGUCCUUUCCCAUCUGCUAGCCUGGCUUCCGAAGUGGCUUGGACAGCUAAUGAAAUUGCAUAUGAUUGUCUUGGUUUAGUUAUGAUUAUGAAGUUCCUACAUAGUUUGGCUAAGGCUCCAAAAGGCUCAGUGUGGGUAGAGUAGUGGGUAUUGCCGGCGGGGUUGAGCUGUAUCAGCAGAGUUGUGCGUGGAAGCCCAAGAAUAGACUAGCAGGUCAGGACUGAGAUGCGUUGUCAGAGCCAAGAGUUUUCAGCUAUGUACUGGCUCUCCCAGCCUCCAGAGGAUUCUUCUUAUCCAUAUUUAUGUGGCGUCUCCUGCAGACGAGGCAUCUUUGGGGAAGAGAGUGUCUCUGGAGGGUGUUGAGCUAUUCGAGCAGGAUCUGCCUCUAUUUCUGUUAGAAAUUCCUUUGGGGAAACAGGUGAGUUUUCUGGCUUGCUUUUUGCAGGCAGGUGCCAGCAUCUUGGUUCCAUAGUGUGCAUGCCUGGUCCUGUAUCAGAAUAAUGACAUGGAAAGAGGAACUGUAUGUUCUGCUCCUUAAAUGUGUGUAUUUUAGAACACCCUAGGUCUGUGUACUUCCGUAUCCAUCUACAGAGCACAGAUUAGCAUUGGCUGAAGGACAGAACGACAGGACAAUGAAGUUCUGAGAGCCAAAAGUAACCUGCAGCUGGUGAAGCGUGUCUCAAUUUAAGAUGUGGGGGGAAGGGCUGGUUAGACUAAUGCUAAAUCCCUUGUAUUUUGUGUCAGGGGAAGGAGUGUGUGUUGUCUCACCCUCUGAGAUGUAAGCUCUUUAAAGCCCGCAAAACCUGUUAUUCAGAAACAACCUUCUAGCUAAACUGGUACGAUUCACCUGUCUUUCUCUUCCCUUUAUUACUAAAUAUGACUUUGUAUAUAAGCAUGAGGCUCAGGUUUUUAUCACCUCUUCUCUGCUCCUGCUGUAUACAUUUCUCAAUCACUCUGCUUGCAACACAACCUUCCUUUUCACAGCAACUGUUGUGACAUCCCCCCCCUUCCACCCAGAAGACUACGGGCCACCAAUUUAGAUGGAUUUACACCAGCAGUGAAUUUGGCUUUUGCCCUCAGAGCAUGGUGUGUGUUGGAAGUAAGAUUCAGGAGCAGGACUGUUGAAAAAACACUAUCCUUUUUCCAUUCAGGUAUCUUAACUUUUAAAGUAAAAAGGAGAGUGGUACAAAAAUGGGUGAAAUGGCAGCCACACAGUUUGUAAGUAUUUUCCAUGCAGCUGUUCUUAAAUGUGUCCAUUCCUGUCCCUUUAAGCAGGGAACCACUUAGAAGUUGUAAUUUGUGGGAUUAAAGGUCAAUGUGGCCUUUUUAUUUUCCUCCCUGGUAAUGCAGUUUUGUUAAAUGUGCUGGAUGAAUUCGGUACACCUUGUCUGUCCAGCUGUACAUAGUGGCUACAUCUCUGAACUAAACUGGAUUGUCCAAUUACUGAGUAUCUAGGGCUCCUUCAUCUCUCUGAAAAACAGAUAAGCAGGUGGUUAAGAUACAGAACAAGCUCCUUAAUUGUAAAAUAAAUAAACUAGUUUGUAACAUGUGUUGAACUCACUUUAGUGUUGCAAAUAAUUUUAUUGCAAGAUGAAAAAUUAGGAUUUCUCUUCUGUUAGUCUUUUUUUGUGUUCUGUUCUGCUAUCCCCAUCCUCUUAAUUUACGAUUAGCACUUUCUUGAAAUAAGAAAAUUGUAAAGUUUAUCAGAGCAGCAAUAUAUUAUAAUAAAAAUAUUUAAAAAUGUAAUGUGUGAGCAUGUGUGCAGCAAUAAAAAAAAAAAGUAUAUUUCA